AUGCCGGCACUGAACGUCACUGAAGCGGUGCUUCCCGUAACGGACGAUGCCGCAGAAUCGCCUACUUGCGGUGAGUUAGCAGUUCUUCUGAACAGUUUCGCGUUUCCCACUUGUGUUUUGAGUGUUUUUACCAGUUAUUUGUCAAUACAGUAG
This is a messenger RNA of Haemonchus placei, 153 nucleotides long. Lineage: Eukaryota; Metazoa; Nematoda; Chromadorea; Rhabditida; Trichostrongylidae. The record is from the annotation of a GenBank genome assembly.